This is a messenger RNA of Lachancea meyersii CBS 8951, 1467 nucleotides long. NCBI's taxonomy places the organism in Eukaryota, Fungi, Ascomycota, Saccharomycetes, Saccharomycetales, Saccharomycetaceae. The record is from the annotation of a GenBank genome assembly.
AUGCGUGUGUCUACGAAGAGAAAGGUGGUUUUAAUCGACAACUACGAUUCGUUCACUUGGAACAUUUAUGAGUAUCUGUGUCGAGAGGGAGCAGAUGUUCAGGUAUUCCGUAAUGACAAAAUUACCUUGGAGGAAGUUAUAGCUUUGGAGCCCGAGAUUUUACUUAUUUCCCCAGGACCAGGACAUCCAAAAACUGAUUCCGGUGUUUCCAGAGAAUGUAUACGACACUUUGCCGGCAAAAUCCCAGUCACCGGCGUGUGCAUGGGCCAGCAAUGCAUGUUCGAAGUUUUUGGCGGCAACGUUGCCUACGCAGGUGAAAUUGUGCACGGUAAGACGUCUCAAAUCGAGCACGACAAUAAAGGAAUUUUCAAAAACGUGCCUCAGGGCGUUUCCUUGACCCGGUACCAUUCCUUGGCUGGUGAACAGUCUACCCUUCCAGACGUUUUGGAAGUUACCGCAAGAACCGAGUCCGGUGUCAUUAUGGGUGUCAGACACAAGAAAUACACUGUCGAAGGUGUGCAAUUCCAUCCAGAAUCCAUUCUCUCGGAAUCCGGUCGCACUAUGUUCAGAAACAUCCUCAGCAUCCAAGGUGGGACUUGGGAAGAGCACGAUAAGCUAUCAAAAGCAAAAGUGGACAAGGGCACUUCUAUUUUGGACAAAAUCUACGCACAAAGGCAAGAAGACGUUUCUGAAUUGUCUUCCACUCCAGGCUUCACACUCCGUGACUUACAGCAUAAUUUUGACCUUGGUCUCGCUCCAUCCGUUUCCAACUUUCACGACAGACUUCUUUCCGGAUCCCACAACGCUGCGGUAAUAGCUGAAAUAAAAAGAGCCUCUCCUUCAAAGGGAGAUAUCGAUGUUGGCGCCAUUGCUGCAGAGCAAGGUGUCAAAUAUGCAAGGGCUGGCGCUGCUGCAAUUUCCGUUCUCACAGAGCCUCAUUGGUUCAAAGGAAGCAUUCAAGACCUGAUGAAUGUAAGAAAGGCUUUGGACAACGAGUAUAAAGACAAUUCGGCUAACAGGCCUUGUGUGCUCAGAAAAGAGUUCAUUUUCAGCAAAUAUCAAAUUCUAGAGGCUCGUUUGGCGGGUGCAGACACGGUCUUACUUAUUGUUAAAAUGCUGUCACAGUCUCUACUCCGCGAACUGUACGAUUACUCCAGGAACGAAAUGGGGAUGGAGCCACUAGUCGAAGUUAGCUCAAAAGACGAAAUGGAACGUGCUCUAGAUCUUGGUGCAAAAAUCAUUGGUGUCAAUAACAGAGACCUCCAUUCUUUCAACGUGGAUCUUAACACAACAAGUUCAUUGGCCGCUUCCGUACCCACUGGAACAGUAUUGCUUGCCCUCUCGGGCAUAACAUGUGGAGCUGACGCGAAAAAUUAUAAAAGUGAAGGUGUUCGUGGACUUCUGGUUGGUGAGGCCCUCAUGAGAGCGUCCAAUGUCGAGACUUUGAUGAAAGAGCUUUUAGCUUGA